CCAUUCAGCGCUGCCGCGAUCGUGCAAACGCACCCCAGGACUUCUGAAUCUGCAUGGUACAAUACCCAUCUCAAGCUUUCGACCGAUUGGUCUCAAUCUGAGGCUCACACUGACACUCUUAGGGGCCGUUGUAGGGUGGAUUGAGGGGGAUGAGUGGCACCUGUAAGCUUCAUUGUUGCUCAGACAUGGAAUUUCGUUAUUGGUGAUUUGGGUCGCUCGUGUUGUGUUUGAAGGAGGAAGAGGUAGAAUUGGACUUAUUGUUGCUGCGUAGGACUUGGGUCGCGUUAACGGAAGGGUGCCUAUGGCGGGUGUGGCACUGGGACUCGGAGUCCCGGGGUUGGAGCUGGUAGCCACUAAGAGGGCUCAGUUCUCUUCUCCUUCUUCCUCUUCCUCUUCUUCUUCUUCUUGCGUCAGUUGCUCUGCUUCCUUUUCUUCCUACAGCAUUACGCAUGCCAGGUCUCAGAAACCGCUUGUUCUGAAAAGCUCUUUCGUCUCGCGGAGUAAUCAUUCCAGCUUCUGGGAUGGUGGAGUGGGAGCAUGUGUGCUGGCCCUUGCCUUCGAGGAGUCAAUCAAGCAAAGUAACAGGGGUGGUGCCCUUUGUACCCAAGCGAACAUUUUUGAGCGCGUGGUCAGAGUCGUGAAAUCUUACGCAAAUGCUAUAGUGAGCUCUGCUGAGGACCCAGAGAAGUUACUGGACCAGACCGUGUUGGAAAUGAAUGAAGAUCUGAUCAAGAUGCGGCAAGCUUCUGCACAGGUACUAGCUUCACAAAAGCAGAUGGAGAAUAAAUACAAAGCAGCUCAAACAACAGCAGAUGAUUGGUAUAAGAGAGCAAAAUUGGCACUUGAAAAAGGUGACGAAGUUUUGGCUAGAGAGGCUCUCAAACGUCGUAAGGAUUAUGAGGAAAGCGCCAAGGCGUUGAAAAGUCAGUUGGAUCAACAGAAAGGUGUCGUAGAGAAACUAAUAUCCAACACUCGGCUGCUUGAGAGCAAGAUUCAAGAAGCUAGGUCGAAGAAGGACACACUGAAAGCACGAGCACAAUCUGCAAAGACUUCGCAGAAGGUCAAUGAGAUGUUAGGGAAUAUCAACACCAGCAGUGCUCUUUCAGCAUUUGAAAGAAUGGAAGAGAAAGUUUCUGCGUUGGAGGCAGAAUCCGAGGCACUCAAUCAGCUCAGCACGGAUGAUCUGGCUGGCAAGUUUGCACUCCUAGAAAGUGAUUCCGUUGAUGACGACCUGGCAUCUUUGAGACAAGAGAUGUUGGGGACUUCCAAGAAGAAGGGCGAACUGCCGGAAGGCCGCUCACAACCAGUUGCAAGUAAUAGCAGUACCCCAUACCCUUUCAAUGAAUCAGAGAUUGACAGGGAACUGAACGAGUUGCGUAAUAAAACCAAGGAUUUUUGAGACUUCGAUUUUGUUUCCUCAGAUAUAUUGUAUCAACUUGCAAUAAUUCUGUCAGUUAACUGUAUUGUGUAGAGUGUUUCCCAAUCCUGUAUCUGCAUUGGUUACAAUGGGAAUGUGAGCUUGAAGCCAUUGUCUGAAAGCCACGAUAAGUCAUUCCCAGAUUUUGUGCAAAUAUCUUAAUAAAUGCUGUCGUUGAUUCCGCAA
Messenger RNA from Physcomitrium patens, 1603 nucleotides. Its product is annotated as membrane-associated protein VIPP1, chloroplastic. The record is from RefSeq and is a predicted model, not a curated record. Lineage: Eukaryota; Viridiplantae; Streptophyta; Bryopsida; Funariales; Funariaceae.